UCUUUUCCAGAAUCUUGCCUGGUAUCGACGUGAGGCUGACUGGAUGGUAGUUGUUUGGGUCAUCCUUUUUUCCCUUCUUGAAGAUUGGGACCACAUUGGCCCUCCUCCAAUCUGCUGGAACUUCUCCCGUUCUCCAAGAACUCUCAAAGAUGAUUGCCAAUGGUUCCGAAAUGACUUCCGCUAGUUCCUUCAAUACUCUUGGGUGUAGUUGAUCUGGCCCUGGGGACUUGAACUCAUUUAGAGCGGCCAGGUAUUCCUGGCCGCUCUAAAUGAGAAUGAGGGCAUCUUAGACCAGUGUUUCUGUUGCUGAUGGAGGAGAGUUAUGUCACUGUGUAACUCUAUUUUUGUUCCAGGGUUAUAAAUGUCAUUACCUCGUUGGUUCUAUCAUGAAAACAUGGGGAAAGUUUACUAUAUUGCAAAACGUUUCUUUUUGCAGGACAUCCUGCUGCACAUUUGCUAUAGCUUUUCAAUGAAUAUCUUGUACUCAACCCAUUCAACCUAGGGCCCUCCCACACAGCCAUAUAACCCAGAAUAUCAAGGCAGACAAUUCCACAAUAUCUAUUUUGAACUGGGAUAUCUUAGUCCACACUGCCAUAUAUUCCAGCUCAAAACAGAUAAUGUGGGGUUUUAUUCAGCUGUGUGGAAGGGGCCCAAGUGUGUGGCAGCCACAAAAAUGAAGUUUCUGGAGUAUAAUAACUACUUCCAAAGUAAGUACUGUAUAAUUAUACAGGACAUAACACUUUCAAAACAGGAACAGGUUUUUUUUACAAGUUUGGUUACAUAGUGUGUUUUGGGAGCUGAAACCUCCAAAACUUUAACUUUUCCCAGCCUGGGAAGUGCUGCUGAAGCACUCCGUGUGUGGUGUCAUAUCAUAAAUAUUUAAACUAUUGUCACACAUCUCUUGAGAUCAAAAACAUAUUUUUAGGUGGCCUGAAUGCCCGAAAGCUUGCCUCCUCAAACUGUAGCCCUCCAGCUGUUUGGGCCUCCAAGUCCUAGAAUUCCUGACCAUUGAACAAGCUGGCAAGGGCUUCAGAGCGUUGGGGGCCCAAACAACUGAGGGCCAGAAUUUGAGGGUGCCUUCCCUAAAGGCACAAAUUCUCAUCUGGCCUUAGAAGCUAAGCAGAGUCAGCCCUGGUUAGCAUUUGGAUGGGAGAGCACAUAUCAAGUAUUGUAGGCUAGAAGCAAAAAGAGUCACAUAUGUUCAUAUAACAAAUAAAUACCAGAGAUGCCCCAAGCCCCCAUCCUGGCAAUUAUAAUUAUUGAUCCUCUGAAGAUGCCAGCCGCAGAUGCAGGCAAGAAAAUGCUGUUAGACAAUAGCCAUACAGCCCAGAAACCACACAGCACCCCAUUAUUAUUAUUAUCAUCAUAAUCAUCCCACUUUCCACUUUCCUCUUUUAAUGGGUACUCAAAAUGGAAAAUUGAACAACACUUGCUAUGUAGUUUUCAAUAAUAAGCUGCUGAUGUUCUUCACCAAGGAGUUGAGUGGCUGUGUUAGUAUUCCAGACAUCUACCACACUCAGUUACUGUUUUCAAAGAAGACAGAUGGGAGUAGAAUAGUAGACUUUUGUAAUGGGACUCGUUAUUGUCCAUUUCGUAAUUGGGUUGGAAGCAUAGAUAAAAGUAAAGCAAAAAGAGGAGAGGUAUUUCAGAGAUGGAGAAAGAAAAGUGUAUUGGAGCCAGCCUAGUGUAGUAUUGGGGCAUGACUCCGGAGACAACAGAUUGAAUCCUUGCUCAACCAUUGGUGUAUCUGUACUAUAGAAUUAAUGCAUUUUCACUGACAUGGCUCAAAGCUGUGGAAUGAUGGGAUUUGUAGUUUAAUGAGACUCCAGCAGUCUUUGGCAGGGAAGGCUAAAGACUAUGUAAAACGACAGUUCCUGGGAUUCCAUAGCAUUGAGCCAUGGCAAUUACAGUGUUGUCAAGCUGCAUUCAUUCUACAAUGUGGAUGCAACUCAUGUAAACACACUGGAUGGCUCUGGACAAGUCCCAUACUCUUAGCUCCAAAAAAUCUUGUCAUAGUUGUCACCAUAAUUUGGAGACAUUUUAAGGCACACAGCUAAAAGAAGUAUUGACAUAGCAAUGAUAGCAUGGUAGAAAAUUACCAAGAUUUUGGAGAAGGAAUUGACACUGAUCCUGUAUCUUGUUUCCCCACAUCUGUCAAUACUCAACCCUUUCAACAGCAUGUCCACUCCCAUUGCAUCAAAGUCUCAGCGUCGUCUGUGGCGCUAUGUAGAUUCUGGCCGCCGUCACAAGCUGCGCAGGCUCCUGCGGCAUCAUGGGGAAACCUUGGAUCUGGCUGAAACUUCAGGACACAAGAACCGAACCCCACUCCAUAGAUCCUGUGCCAGACAAGACAUCAAAUCUGCCAUCCUCUUGCUGAAGUAUGGAGCAGAUGCCAAUGCUUUGGAUCAGAAUGGAGAUACGGCUCUACAUGUGGCUGCCCGGCAAGUUGCACGCAAAGGAGGCACAGUUUAUGAAGACCUGUUUGUACCUUUGCGAAAACGUUGCCCUUCCGCCAUGAGCAUCCAGAACAGAGAUGGAAAGACACCUGGGGACCUCCUGGGAGAAACGGAGGAGAAAUGGUGUCCCCAGAAAGACUUUGAGGAAGAAGACACUAAACGGGAUGCCGAGAGGGAGUGGCAGUCCAAGCUUCUUGGUGAAUGGGAAGAUGAAUAUCAGGAGACUUUCUGGCAGGAUGAAGAUGAAUUCAGCACCCAAAGUCCAGAUCCAGAAACCUUUGAAGACUGGGCCAACCGCAUAUUUCAGGAAUACAAGAAAAAACGCAGGAAAGAAGAGGAACAACAUUAUCGAAGGCCUAAAAAGGAAACCCCAAAAACUUCUGCGAAAUCAUGGCGCCUCCUGGAAGAAGAGCGCCUGCUGUUCGAAAAACGUGCCCAGGCCAAGGAGGAGGAGUUGAAGGAGGCCAAGAGGCGGCGCUAUGAGGAAGGCUGCAGCCAGGUCUUCUCCAGUUCCAGUUCCAGUUCCAGUUCUCAGUCUUUGCGUUAUGUAGACAUUCCCUGGCCGUGCCCAUCUGGGACACCUGAGCAGAUGGCCACCAUGGCGCUUCAUGGAGUGGACCCUGCUGACCAGGGAGCUUACCGGCGCUUCCUCCGACGCCAGCAGGCUCUCUGGCACCCAGACAAAUUCCUCCAGCGCUGUGGCACACGCUUAGCUGAAAAGGACCGGCGCCGGAUCUUAGACACUGUCACUGCCUUGUCUCAAACAUUCAACCGGCUUGCUGAGGCUGCCAAAUAACUUCAGGAAAUAACUGCAGCCUAUGUGACUGUUUUGUAGUUCUCAAAUAACAUUCUGAAUUUUGAUAUAAAGAAAAACAAAUAUGAAAGUUGACUAUACUAUGAAUUAUGUUAUUUAUUAUGUUUAUUGUUGUUUCCUGUUGGGCCCCCAAAGUGAUACUGCAAUAAAAAACAGGUUGAGUAUCAA
Molecule: messenger RNA, 3438 nt
Organism: Anolis sagrei ordinatus
Lineage: Eukaryota; Metazoa; Chordata; Lepidosauria; Squamata; Anolidae
Source: RefSeq, a predicted model, not a curated record